UUGCUGCGGGUCACCACGUAACUCCUGGGGCCUGCGUUCCGGCAAGUGGGACUCUGUGUUGGCGAUGAGCUCUUUGGUUAAUUUGAAGAGCUGCCUGGCAGCCGGUUUGCUGCAGAACAAAGUGGCCAUCGUCACCGGCGGGGGCACGGGCAUCGGAAAGGCCAUCGUGACCGAGCUCCUACACCUGGGGUGUAAUGUGGUCAUCGCAUCCCGUAAAUUGGAGAGAUUAAAAUCUGCUGCAGAUGAAAUGAAGGCCAACCUACCUGCCAAUAGCCAGGUUCAAGUCACUCCUCUGCAAUGCAACAUCCGUAAAGAAGAGGAGGUGAAUAAUUUGAUCAAAUCUACUUUAGAUAUUCAUGGUAGGAUUGAUUUCUUGGUAAACAAUGGAGGAGGCCAGUUCAUGUCUCCCGCCGAAAACAUCAGUUCCAAAGGAUGGAAUGCUGUGAUUGAAACCAAUCUGACAGGCACCUUUUACAUGUGCAAAGCAGUUUACAAAUCCUGGAUGAAGGAGCAUGGAGGGUCAAUUGUCAACAUCGUUGUCCUGACUAAAAACGGAUUUCCAGGAGCUGCACACACUGGAGCUGCCAGAGAAGGUAUCUACAACCUCACCAAAACCUUAGCUAUUGAAUGGGCUAGCAGUGGAGUGAGAAUCAACUGUGUUGCCCCGGGAGUAAUUUAUUCCCAGACUGCUUUCGACAACUACGGUCACUUGGCAAAAGACUUAUUUGAAGCGCAUUUUGAGAAUAUCCCAGCUAAAAGACUUGGAGUUCCUCAGGAGAUCUCUCCCUUGGUAUGCUUCCUGCUCUCGCCAGCAGCUUCCUUUAUCACCGGACAGUUGGUGGACGUGGAUGGGGGCCAGUCUCUGUAUCAUAAGUCAUUUCAGAUACCAGAUCAUGACAACUGGCCUCAGGGACCAGGGGACCUUUCAGAUGUGAAAAGGAUGAAGGAGGCUUUUAAGCAGAGGGCCAAGCUCUAAGCCAAGAGAGCAGACGGGAAUCUCUGAAGGUGCCUCACCAGCUCAACAAUGCAUUUGUAUACUUUUCAGGGGCUAAUAAUAUGUAUGGGGAAACCACUCUCUCCCGUUUAAAUGUUAUUAUUUUAUUUCUGUAAUCAAGUCCCAACUGAUGCCUUUUCACUUGAGAUUGAAAACAAUUUGAUAGGAGUGGAAGUGAAUUUCAUGUUGUAUUCAUACUUCUCAUUACUAAGAAAGAUAUUUUAAAAGUCAAACAAUUGAAAAUUAAUAAUAGAGGUAUCUUGACAUCCUAGAGAUUUUGGUGUUUAACUCUAAAGGCAAGAAAUCUUCAUUGUUGUAUCAGUCUCUUGCUUCAAACCUGAAUUAUGCAGUGAUCUUAUUUUUUCAUGCCAAAUGCUUCUGGAUCAACAAAGAUUUUUGGUAAAUUUC
Sorex fumeus (smoky shrew) is the source of this 1402-nucleotide messenger RNA. RefSeq names its product peroxisomal trans-2-enoyl-CoA reductase (gene PECR). The record is from RefSeq and is a predicted model, not a curated record. Gene Ontology annotation, cellular component: peroxisome. The transcript is spliced from 8 exons. Lineage: Eukaryota; Metazoa; Chordata; Mammalia; Eulipotyphla; Soricidae. Gene Ontology annotation, molecular function: trans-2-enoyl-CoA reductase (NADPH) activity. Bases 65 to 976 code for a protein of 303 amino acids. Gene Ontology annotation, biological process: phytol metabolic process.